Messenger RNA from Suillus subalutaceus, 2462 nucleotides. RefSeq lists its product as uncharacterized. NCBI's taxonomy places the organism in Eukaryota, Fungi, Basidiomycota, Agaricomycetes, Boletales, Suillaceae. The coding region runs from base 277 to 2364 and encodes 695 amino acids. The record is from RefSeq and is a predicted model, not a curated record. The transcript has 13 exons.
CGGCGUGCGCUCACUUUUCGUUCCACAAUCACUACGUUCCACGAUAGUAGUCGCGUCCCCUAUCACAGGAAUCGAUUAAUCAGUGGUGGCAAAACACCUCUAUAGUUGAUCCCAACAUUAUAUGAGGGGCCAAUCAGGGGCGAUCGACUAGAUGGGUCUCAAGACAAUCUUAACGCUCAGAGCGAUUCUGCCAGUGGCGUCAAUUGGCAAAGACGUGUGUUGCGCCAUUCGUUGGACCUUAACUAGUUUUUGUGCUCAGCUCUAUUUUCUUCCAUCAUGAUCAUCCAUGGAAAGAACAAUUGCAUGUUCAUCUCCUGGCUGAGGUGCAUUGUCAAGACAGCCGCACUUCGGUCAUACAGAAGUUUCCUCUCUGUUCUCCUGCGACUGAUCCGACAUUGUCAAUCCAUCGUGAAUGGGAAGGAGGAUGAUUUUCGAGAACGGUCUGGUGGUUUAGCAUUGAGCUCUCAGCCAGGGACCAACCAACCCGACUCCGAGCCGGCGCCUCCUGUGAGCCUCGCAGUGCCAUUGCUUGAGGCACCUCUACAAAGUCUACACAGCCGAGGGUCCCAGCCUCAAGUGGAUAUCCAGAAUCUUCAGAUGACAACUCCCGGGCUUCAUGGAGGGUCGAAUGACGCAGUUUUUAAUACAGACUCUCCCAAAAACUCUUCCGUGCCAUCGACUCGGAGGCCAAGCUUUGCGUCCGAACCCAGCAUCCCCGAAGUGGAUAUCGCCACUCCACAGCGUCUUGUGGCCCCAGGCCAGACUUUUGAUAUCAUUCUCACUCCCAUUACACCCGAACAAGUCAACCGAUACCAUAGGAAUGUACGAGUCAAAGAUGAGUUCAAGGCGUUCUUGGUCGAGAAAGGUCCUUUGGACUGUUCAGAGGAGCUUGCUCCAGUAGCGGGAUGGGAGCCGCUCACGCAACCAGAAGGGGCUUUGAUCUUCUAUCAGUCACAUAAAAGAGUUCUCACUGAUGCCAAUGUUCGAAAUCCUGAAACUACAGUCAAAAUAGACAAAGCUGUUGAGAAAGCGUAUGAAGAAGCGCGCAACGCAAACAUCCCCUUGGAUCCAUCCGUCGAGCUAGGGUUAGAGCUCAUCGUGGAGAAUGACGAAGAAAUGUGGGGCUACUACUUUGUUGACCACGAAAGACGUGUCAUUUUCUGGUUCGAAGACUAUCUCCUUAUGAACAACGUUCGAGGUGUAGAGCGCAAGAGCCACAUCAAGUAUGCACUAGAAUACCACUACUGGGCACAUAUUGAACUAUUCCCAAACAAACGUUCCCUUCCGGAAGACAUUGUCGUGGAACUUAAAGAACUCGUCCUGUUUGCUCAGGCAGACAGUAUCACUUCUCCAACAUCCCUAACACGUUUUACUUCGGACCAGAUCGCAAGUAUUCUCAGCCUCGUCGAUCUCCUUACAAGUAAGUCGAUCCCUGAUGCGGGGUCGUCAUUGAUUGUCUUUUCAGCUAGUGCUAAUAACAAGCGCGAGCAUUCCGUGUGGACCGUCGCUCGAUUCAUGGGAGAUUUCUGCAACACAAAGUUUUUGAAUUUCUGUGGACAACCAGGUGCCCGACUUGACGUAGACCAAUCGUUAUACGGAGAAUCCGAUGCCUCCUCGAAAAACAUGCUUUUUCGUGCCAUGAAUGUUAUUCUGUUUGGAUCCCCUGAUGCUCAGAGCAGAGCUUUUCACAAGAUAUUAGUCGAUCUAGACAUCGUUGAGGCGCGGUGGAAGCAGUACAUGGACAAGCUGAAUAGCGAUUGGAAUGGAUAUACGAUAUUUUCUACUGUGAUGCUCGCUGUUGAUAUCAGCUUUCUCUCAGUCCCAUCUGUCCAGACUCAAACUCCUGCGAUCCUUCUAUCUUACAUGUCUACCCUCUGCGCCAUGGGUUCGUUAGUAGUUACACUAUUGUUGGUCGGACAAGUUAAUAAGAGCCUACGAGACCCCCGUGAAUCGGUUUCUUUCCUACUAGGAAUGUCGCGCUCUGUGCUCGGCUUCGAAAGCUUUCCCCUUAUGCUCAGUCUACCGUUCGGACUUCUGAUCUGGGGAAUAGUAUUCUUUGCUGCAGCAUUGUCUGUUGUGAUUUUCCGCACUUCUGGCAUUGUCAUUAUCUCGAUUGCAUAUCCAGUGUGGGUCGCCAUAGUCAUUCUAGCGAUGUGGCCCGUACUGGCUGCAAAUCGUAUUCACGUUGGGUCCCUCCUGCGGGACUGGUUUCGCAUGUGGUACUGGAACACAAAACAACUCAUUGUUAACCUGUGGUACCAGCUUUACACGUGGUACUGGAUCACAGGACAAUACAUCUUUCACCUGUGGCACAGGAUCAUAGAACAAGUGUCACCUACGGUCACCACCCCCUCUCAUGUCUAAUCUGUGUGGUCUGUGAUUGUAGGGACUUUAUGUAGCUAUAGCAUUUUGAUUGAUUUAUGCCAUACCCCUUUCCUCUCGAACAUCCAUACACAGGAUGU